UCUCAGAUGAAAUCAUUUAUUAUUCUUCUGUUCAUUGCAUUGGUUAUCAUUGAAGAAUGUUCUUCAUUGACUAUGCAAGGAUUGUAUCGGAAGCUAAAGGAGCGUAGAACACAGACAAGACUUGGUCCAUAUCCAGAUGAAGCCCGAAUAGAAUCUGAUUCGAUAUCCAGAAUUCAUAUUGAAGACAAAAGUUUUAUACGCCCGAUUGCGUCAGUUGCAGGAAGGCCGGUAAUUCCCCGUCGUUGGACAUAUGGCCAACAAAUAAAUGAAGUAUUCAUUGAUGAAAACGGAAUAGCCAUUCCAGUGCGACCACAGCCCAGCUUAAACUCAAUUCUCAGAUCGAGAGGCCGUGGUGGACUCUAUUAAUAUUCUUUUUCCUAUUACUUUCCAAUUGGUCUCAUUUCGUCGUUUCGGGUCGUUAUUAUUCUAUCAUUUGAAAUGCAUACAAUCAUUCAUGAAUAAAAUCUAACUACAAUGU
This is a messenger RNA of Caenorhabditis elegans, 478 nucleotides long. It is a transcript of the gene Y42H9AR.5, whose product is annotated as FMRF-Like Peptide. Lineage: Eukaryota; Metazoa; Nematoda; Chromadorea; Rhabditida; Rhabditidae. The record is from RefSeq and is marked reviewed.